GUGCUUCUUUCGGUGCCGAUAACGCUCACGCAAGCAUGGUUAACGUCCCUAAAACCCGCCGGACUUUCUGUAACAAGUGUGGCAAGCACCAACCCCAUAAAGUGACACAGUACAAGAAGGGCAAGGAUUCUCUGUAUGCCCAGGGAAAGCGGCGUUAUGACAGGAAGCAGAGUGGCUAUGGUAGGCAAACUAAGCCAAUUUUCCGGAAAAAGGCUAAAACUACAAAGAAGAUUGUGCUAAGGUUUGAGUGCGUUGAGCCCAACUGCAGAUCUAAGAGAAUGCUGGCUAUUAAAAGAUGCAAGCAUUUUGAACUGGGAGGAGAUAAGAAGAGAAAGGGCCAAGUGAUCCAGUUCUAAGUGUCAUCUCUUAUUAUGAAGACAAUAAAAUCUUGAGUUUAUGUUCAAAAAA
Symphalangus syndactylus (siamang) is the source of this 408-nucleotide messenger RNA. Its product is annotated as large ribosomal subunit protein eL42-like. Gene Ontology annotation, molecular function: structural constituent of ribosome. Gene Ontology annotation, cellular component: ribosome. NCBI's taxonomy places the organism in Eukaryota, Metazoa, Chordata, Mammalia, Primates, Hylobatidae. Gene Ontology annotation, biological process: translation. The record is from RefSeq and is a predicted model, not a curated record.